Necator americanus (New World hookworm) is the source of this 228-nucleotide messenger RNA. RefSeq lists its product as uncharacterized. The record is from RefSeq and is a predicted model, not a curated record. The transcript has 4 exons. Lineage: Eukaryota; Metazoa; Nematoda; Chromadorea; Rhabditida; Ancylostomatidae. Bases 1 to 228 code for a protein of 75 amino acids.
AUGUUGAACUACCUCACGCGAUAUCCCGGGAAAUCUACGAGCAUCUUAAAAGGAAAGGGCGGUCUGUGGUGUUCACUAAUUCUCGUCUCAAAACUGCUGAAGGAUGUACGACCUACUUCUGACACUUAUUUUGCUAUCACCGUUCCGCUAGACGUAGGUCCCUCAACGAUUAUUUACAUUGACCGUCUGGCACAUUGUCAACAACCUCCGACUUUUUCUAAAUUGUGA